Messenger RNA from Acytostelium subglobosum LB1, 4632 nucleotides. RefSeq lists its product as hypothetical. The transcript is spliced from 6 exons. The coding region runs from base 1 to 4632 and encodes 1543 amino acids. Gene Ontology annotation, molecular function: GTP binding; GTPase activity; protein binding. Gene Ontology annotation, biological process: intracellular distribution of mitochondria. Gene Ontology annotation, cellular component: cytoplasm. The record is from RefSeq and is a predicted model, not a curated record. NCBI's taxonomy places the organism in Eukaryota, Evosea, Eumycetozoa, Acytosteliales, Acytosteliaceae.
AUGACAGAUAACAAACUUAUAAAGAUCUCAGUAAUAGGAGACAAUGGAGUUGGCAAGAGCUCUAUGAUAUUGAGAUAUACAGAGAAUGUAUUUCAAUAUGAUAAUACAAAGCUUGACUUAUUUAAAGCAAAGAUGUUGGAUGUCAAUGGAAAGAGCAUCAAGCUUCAAGUAUGGAAUACAUGUGGACAGGAGAAGAUGGCACAGUUAACAUCUUCAUACUAUAGAGGAAUGCAAGGAGUGAUCAUUGCAUACGACUCCACAUCAAAAGAGUCGUUCGAGAGGAUGAUUCAGAGAUGGUGGCCAGACGCCAAGAGGUUCGCAGGCCAGACUACUCCGAUAUUUGUGGUCGGUUGCAAAUGCGACUUGGACAAGCAGGUCAGCUCAGAGGUGCUGGCUGCAUGGUGCAAUCAGAACAAGAUGGUGGGCUUUGAGUGCUCGUCGCGCACCGGCGAGAACAUCGACGAGGUGUUCACAUUGAUGACGCGCAAGAUACUCGCCACAAUGACCACUGCGCCCGUGGGCGGCGCCCCACCCGUCACCACCAAGGACAAGGACAAGUCGGACAAGGAGAAGGAGAAGGAGAAGAAGAAAGACAACAGCGGCAGGAACUCGAUCAUCAAGAUUUUGAGCACACUUUCGUCGAGCAGCAGCUCGGCCUACAGCAACACCAGUAGCAUGGCGAUGUCAUCGAGCAACACAGCGCCGUUGGCGAGCUCGGGACCGAGCGGAGGCAGCACCACCACGACCAGCGGUGGCCAGGCCGCCUCGCUAUCCUCGUCGCUCUCGUCCACAUCGUCAAUCACAUCGACCAGCUCAACGUCCUCGACGUCGCUGCAGUCGUCGACGGGCAUCACCACAAGCCCAUCGGGAUCGGAUCUGUCGAGCAGCAAGAGCAAGAAGAAGAAGAGUGGGAUACUUGACAAGACGCUGCGCGGUAGCAAUGUAUAUACAUCCCCAACACAACCCGCCGCACCCACUACCACUGCCUCGCCCAUCCCGCCAGCGACGCAGGAUCAGUUCAUGAGGACGAGGAUGAAGAUUCUUCAGAUCCCCAUCCCAACGACACCGCCACAAAAGGUCAAGCCAAGCACAAGGAUGGGCGCUUAUCCUAGACCUGCUCCAGCCCCUGCAGGAACUAGUAAUGCGGUAGCAGGAGGUGCCUUGCCUCAGGCCACUACCCCAACAUUGUCGGCGUCUGCCACCUCACCAGCGCUGCCGGCAACUACCUCACCAACAACAACGACAUCGACAUCGACCCAGCCAAUAACAAUGACAACAAUGAUGACAACUACGACUACAACUGGUACAACGAUGAUUACAAGCACAACAAACACAGCAGCAUCCAACAACAACAAUAAUGACGCUGUCAAUGGCUCGAGCACAACGACAGCAAACAACGCCAGCGGUGGUGGAGGAUCACCAAUGAUACUUGGAAUAUCUUUGAUGAAAUCAUCCUCACCGCUUGUAGAGCGCAAGAACCCUGAUGUGUCCUCCAUCGCGUCUCGGUCGCCCAAGUCAUCGACGCCCGACAGUCUGGAAGGCUUCCACGAAGCCUACGGCUACCAGGCCUUUGCCUGCGACGAUCAGCAGAAUUGGUCCAAGUCGAUGGUGGAGGAGCUCAUCGAGGAGCGACGCAGUCUCAUCAACAACAACACCAAGUCCACGCCCAACCUGCUGGCUUCCAACUCUAGCGUCCCCAUCACCUACAGCAGCACACAGAGCGAGGGCAGUCUGGCGACUGCACCCAUUCCGACUUUUCAUAUCUCGGCACAGCCGCACGAAACCACAGGCACCUCCCCGCAGGACCCAAUGUUCCCUAGCAGGACUCCGCGCAGGUCCAACGAGUUUAAGUAUCCAGACGAUGCAGAUAAUAUCGUUGGUGGCCCGUCUGUCCACAACACCAACAACAGCAACAAUGCUCUGGAUACACAGAGAGUAACGCUCAAUAUUACAUCCACAUCGACAACCUCAUCACCGUCGUCGCAGCACGAUGAUGUACCACACAUUCCCAAUCAACGUCUGCUUCAGCCCACACCUGGCAUGUCGUUGUCCUCCAACGCUAUCUUUGUCGCUGCGUCCAAUCCCGCGCAGGACCACAGUGAUACAGAGUCCAUCGUUGGUUCGAUCAUUGGUUCGUCAUGUGGAGGUGGCCGCGAGAGCUACAACCUCGACGCCGAUGAGUUGGAAGAGGCCAUCAAGCACAAUUCUACAAACCAAGGAGAGGCUCAAGCAGUCCAAGGCAAAGGCAACAACAACAACAAUAUUGACAACAACACCAACAACAACAAUAAUAAUAACAACAAUAACAAUCGAGGCAGCGCCAACAGUGGCACAGGUAUCGAGAGCAGUGGCGCCAACAACAGCAACAACAACAACAACAAUCAACAAGACAACUUUAAGACAUUUUGCGACAUCGAGGACAUCAACCCAUACGACGAAUCAAACUACUCAAAGUCGAAUGGCCUGGCGACAGAUUCGGAGCAAUCCGCGACCAAUCACACGGGCGAUAACAUCGACUUUGACACUACGCCCGUCUACACUUCGGACCUGAACGACCGCUUCCAAGAGGUCGUUCUCAAGUUCCGAGACAUCCCCUCGCUCGACACCAACUUGUACAACCUCCAGGAGAUUAGUACCGAUCUACUACACAUCUCCCAGGACUUUAUCCACACGGUCAAGACCUAUGGACGUAUUAUCAUCGAAGAGCGCUUCCUCCAAGAGAAGACAAUCAAACACACGUCACUCGGUGGACAUUUGGGCGGCGACAAAUAUAUAGUCAGGAAUGUGUUGUUCAAGUUUGCAGGUGGAUCACCUCAUGGAGUCUAUGGCGAGUGGGGUGGCGCAAAGGUUGGAGGACAAGAACUGAAAGGAUGCAUGGCGACACUGAACUGUCCGAUCAAUGGACUGUGUGUGCCUUUGAUGGCCUUGGUCGACUUCAUGGGCUACCGUCUGAUAGCCAUGAGCAUUCUGCCGAUAUCAUCGUCGAGCGAGCACUCCACCAUCGUGUAUGGAUCCAGCGACAUGGGACAAACGGUGCACGCAUCUCACGAGCCCUCACUGGACGUCAUGCGUCAUUUGGCACAGGCACUCAAUCUCAAGGCGCACAUGGGAGGCACUCAAAAGCCCGUAAAAGUGUACUCGGCCACGGAUAUUGAAGGCCACAUUGGCACAGACGGCAGGUACUACCUGAUUGACUUUAGUAGGACAUUCCCGCCGACCUACCCCGACUUGUCGGUGCCAGGCGGCCACCUCUUCCAGCUGUUCCGUCCCGAGUUCCUGAAGAACCAUCCCAAGCCCCUGUGCUCCGAUGCAUUCAGUGGCUUCCUCAAGCACGACUCUGAGCGACAGAUUCAUAACAACGAGGUGAAGGAGGCUACGCAGCGUUUGCUCAACGACCUCAUCCCCAAGGUGUCCUCGCGUUUGAAGGGACUGAUCAAGGAGUCGCUGGAGAAUGGCGACCUUCUUCGUGGCGGCGUCCACAUUCCCGAGCAGUUCCACAGACAUGGCAUCAACAUGCGAUUCAUCGGACAUAUGCUGGUGAUUGUGGAUGAGCGUGAGGCAGGAUUUGUACUGCUGAUCGAGGCCAUUGCCAGAGUGCUCAAGAAUGAUCUUCGACGACGUCUGCGAGAGACGAUGAAGCAGUUCAAGGAGCCGCUGAGCGCGCCCUACAUCCAGCUGACCACCAACUUCCUAAACAUGGUGUUUGGUGAGUCGACCACACCCAACUUCAAGACCGAGGAGUUCUGGGAGCAGACCGUGGCCACAGAGCUCUACUCCAAGUUUUAUAUCUACCAGGUCCCCAACGUCGUCUCGGGCUCAAAGCUGCCGAACGAGGUGCCCACGCAGCCCGGCCAGCACCCCAAACACCCCAACGCCCAACAACAAGGUGGCAUGAAUAGUUCCACCUCGGGCUACCCCUUCAUGUACAACAACGCCACCCAGACCGCCGACGGACGCAAACUGUCCAUGAUCCUGCCGCCAGGAUGGAAGCUGAGGGACAUCCUCGAGGACCGACUGACACAGAUCUCUGGCUCGUUUGUCCUGGGUCGUCAUCUACUCUUCACACGCUUCAGAGACAUGACUCACCUCAAGUUUAGGAAACGCACAAUCGAGAAGGUGGCAGACACAAGUCAACUCCUCUGGAAUCCUUAUAAGCCAUUCAACAACUCUGAUCUCAAGAAGAUUAGUGUCAGAGUAAAGGCAAGGAAAAGAUUCGAGCUGGCACUGAUAUCAAACCCAAACAACAAGGAGACGCUGCAGCUGUGUGCGCAGACUUGGUGCAAGAUUCUAGAGUUUAGCAGCAGCGAGGGCAAGAACAUGUCCAACGUCUGCUUCCCUAUGAAUGUGCCAGCGGUCGUCAACACGGACAGGUACUUCUUGCGAGCAAUCGAUGCCAACCCCAAGGGCCCCGUCAUCCUCUUCUUCUAUGCCAGAUUCUUGGUGCGCUGCGAUCGUAUCGAGAAGGCAGAGACCUACUUCCUUCGAAGUCUGGAAGAGGACCCGUUCAACUAUCGCUGUCUGAUCGCCUAUGCCAACUUCCUCACCGAGCGAGGCUUCCCCAACGAAUCAUCCCUCUUCCUCAACAGAGCACAAGAGUGCAAGAAUGUCAUUGUCGGAGGAUUGGACAGAUAG